AUGGCUUCAAACGGGAGCAGUCCGGCCGAGGGGGAGAAGGUCAACACCCAUAUCGUCACCCUCACCCGGUUCCUCACAGAGGAGCAAGUAAAACACAAGGAAGCCACCGGCGACUUUACACUCCUCUGCCACGCGCUCCAAUUCUCGUUCAAGUCGAUCGCGUACUACAUCCGGCGGGCGACGCUGGUCAACCUGACGGGGCUGGCGGGGUCGUCCAACACGACGGGCGACGAGCAGAAGAAAUUGGACGUCAUCUCUAACGACCUGUUCAUCGAGGCGAUGCGGUCGAGCGGGCGGUGCGCGCUGCUGGUGUCGGAGGAGGAGGAGGACAUCAUCUUCUUCAAGGACAGCACGAACGCGCGCUACGCCGUGGCGUGCGACCCCAUCGACGGCAGCUCCAACCUGGAUGCGGGGGUGUCGGUCGGCACCAUCUUCGCCAUCCACAAGCUGGCCGAGGGCUCCACGGGCACCAAGGAGGACAUCCUCAAACCCGGGACGGAGCUGGUAGCCGCGGGCUUCACCAUGUACGGCGCGUCGGCGCAGCUGGUCAUCACGAUGCGCGGCGGCAGCGUCAACGGCUUCACGCUCGACAACGGCCUCGGCGAGUUCAUCCUCACCCACCCGGACAUGCGCCUGCCCCGCAGCCGCGCCAUCUACUCGGUCAACGAGGGCAACUCGCUCUACUGGGAGGACAACGUCAAGCAGUACUUUGAGUCGCUCAAGGAGGCCCCCGAGGGUGGCAAGCCCUACAGCGCCCGCUACAUCGGCAGCAUGGUGGCCGAUGCCUACCGGACCUUGUUGUAUGGUGGUGUCUUUGCGUACCCGGCUGACAAGAAGAGCCCCAAGGGCAAGCUGCGCAUUUUGUACGAGUGCGCGCCCAUGGCGAUGGUGUUUGAAAAUGCCGGCGGUCAAGCGGUCAACAGCAAGAUGCAGAGGAUGUUGGAGGUGGAACCUGAACACAUUCAUGACAGGUCGGGCAUUUUCAUGGGCAGCUAUGACGAGAUCGAGAAGGUCAAGCAGUUCCACAAGUGA
Molecule: messenger RNA, 1032 nt
Organism: Chaetomium globosum CBS 148.51
Lineage: Eukaryota; Fungi; Ascomycota; Sordariomycetes; Sordariales; Chaetomiaceae
Exons: 3
Coding region: 1-1032 (343 amino acids)
Biological process (GO): fructose 1,6-bisphosphate metabolic process; fructose metabolic process; fructose 6-phosphate metabolic process
Cellular component (GO): cytoplasm; cytosol
Molecular function (GO): fructose 1,6-bisphosphate 1-phosphatase activity
Source: RefSeq, a predicted model, not a curated record